Baudoinia panamericana UAMH 10762 is the source of this 2103-nucleotide messenger RNA. RefSeq lists its product as uncharacterized. NCBI's taxonomy places the organism in Eukaryota, Fungi, Ascomycota, Dothideomycetes, Mycosphaerellales, Teratosphaeriaceae. The transcript is spliced from 2 exons. Bases 223 to 2052 code for a protein of 609 amino acids. Gene Ontology annotation, molecular function: NADP binding; flavin adenine dinucleotide binding; N,N-dimethylaniline monooxygenase activity. The record is from RefSeq and is a predicted model, not a curated record.
GCAUUGUGGUACGGUAACAGGCUGUUCUUUUUGCACUCCUCCCCGUACAAUCUCCAUAGCGCACAUCUUCGCUCACACCUCAUCCUGUUCUCGUUUCGUAUCCUUCCACUCUCCUAGCAAAAGCCUCAUCCUGGAUCUAGGACAAAGCAUCAGCAAACUCCAGGUCGGAGUCUAUCUACCAUCGUCCCCAAGCCUCAUAUCUCGACGCUGUGCUACGCAAAGAUGGUCAUCAAGCACGAUUCGCCGCAGUCGAACAAUAUCUACGUCAAUCCUGAUGUUGAUGAUAUAGAAUUAAACCGUGAGACUGCGGAGCGCGAUGGCGCGUUCAUUCCUGAGACGGAUUCGACGGGCUACCGCAUACGAGAAGAACCGUAUGGCACCAAGCGACCCAUUCGCGUCGUUUUGAUGGGUGCAGGCGCAUCGACGCUGAACUUCUUAAAGAAAGCAGAAGAGCAGAUGCAGAAUCUGAAAAUCACCGUCUAUGAGAAGAACCAUGAUGUUGGCGGCACGUGGCUGGAGAAUCGCUAUCCGGGCUGCGCUUGUGACAUCCCUUCUGUCAAUUACCAAUUCUCCUGGAAGAUCAAGCUCUGGACGCACUUCUACUCCUACAGCCCAGAGAUCUGGCAGUACCUGAAAGCUAUUUCCGACGAGAAUGACUUCAUCAAUAAAUACAUCAAACUCCGGCACCAGCUCGAACAAGCUGCGUGGGACUCGGAAGCCGGCGUCUGGAAGUUUAAAGUGAAGAGUCUCCAGACUGGCGAAGUGUUUGACGACGAAGCGGAGUUCUUCAUCAACGCAGGCGGCGUGCUUAAUAAUUUCAAGUGGCCUGACAUACCCGGUCUGCGCUCUUUCAGAGGGAAGCUGAUGCACUCAGCUGCAUAUGAAGAAGGCUACCCAUUGGAAGGAAAGAAGGUUGCCGUGAUCGGUGCUGGAAGCUCUGGAGUGCAAAUCGUCGCUAAGGUCUCUAAGAUCGCUUCGCACAUCUACCACUGGAUUCGUUCGCCGAUCUGGAUUACGGCAGGCUUCGCACAGACAUGGGCAGGGAAAGACGGAGCGAACUUCAAGUACACCGAGGAGCAGCUCAAAUAUCUCGAAGAUCAUCCGGAGAAGUACCUCGAAUACCGCAAGCAGAUUGAGAACGAGUUGAACCAGCGCUUCAAGUUCAUCAUCAAGGGAAGUCAGGAGGCGAAGGAUGCUCGUGAGUUCAGCUACAAGCAAAUGGCAAGGCAUCUCAAGGACGAUCCAAGGCUCGUCGAAAAGAUCAUCCCGAAGAAUUUCAACCCCGGCUGCCGUCGGCCUACACCAGCUCCUGGCUACCUCGAAGCACUUGUUGCGCCAAAUGCCACCAUCUUCACCGAUGCGAUCGGUCACAUCACUGAGAAGGGUUUCGUUGACCAUGAGGGCAAAGAGCAUGAAUGCGAUGUCAUCAUCUGCGCUACCGGAUUCGACACCACCUGGCGGCCACGGUUCCCUCUGCUCAACGGCGCAGGAGUGGACCUGCGCGACUUCUGGGCCAAGGAAGUGGUAUCUUACCUCAGCAUCGGCAUUCCUACCUACCCAAACCACUUCACCUUCUGUGGGCCAUACGGGCCGCUCGGCCACGGUUCCUUCAUGCCGCUCAUCGAGCGCUGGACGCAAUACAUGUUCGACGUUAUUGUAAAAGCCCAAGUCGAGAACGUCAAAUCCUUCACACCCAGGCUAGACCUUUCGAAGCAGUUCCUGCAGCACGCGGAUCUGUUCUUGCAACGCACGGCGUGGACGAGCGCUUGUCGAAGUUGGUUUAAGCAAGGUAAAAUUGACGGGCAAGCGGCUAUCUACCCUGGCAGUAGGCUACACUUCCUACAUUUGCUGGAGAGGCCAAGGUAUGAGGACUUCGAGAUGGAGUAUUGGGACGCGAACAGGUACGCUUUCUUAGGCAACGGCUUUGACACGAGGGAGUUUGACGGUCGAGACAUCACAAUGUACCUCGGGUUGAUGGACGGUGAAGACCGGCAGCCAGAUUACGAUGAGGACUUGAUCAAUAAGCUUGCUGGUUGGUCUGUUGGUAUGUAAGUGAUAUCCUCCAGGUAGUUGCGGACGUAUGCAAGAUCUCUAGCGCUCGGA